Molecule: messenger RNA, 1893 nt
Organism: Thyridium curvatum
Lineage: Eukaryota; Fungi; Ascomycota; Sordariomycetes; Thyridiales; Thyridiaceae
Exons: 3
Coding region: 1-1893 (630 amino acids)
Biological process (GO): transmembrane transport
Cellular component (GO): membrane
Molecular function (GO): transmembrane transporter activity
Source: RefSeq, a predicted model, not a curated record
AUGGCCGGCGUCCACAGGCCCGGCAGCCCCGUCUCGGCGUCGGACUCGAGCACGCGGUUCACGCCCGCCGCCAGCAGCGGCAGCCCGGACAUGCGGCCCGAGGACUACGGGCCCGGGGCCCACGGCGGCGGCGCGAUACGGCGGUGGCAGGAUGGCCAGGCCGGGCACGAGGAGUACGAGAUGGACGAGUUCCGGCCCGAGGAUGAGGAGGACGAUGAUGAUGUAGCUGUGACUGACGACGAGGAUGAUGAGUCCGAUGACGAUGGUCAUGAUCACCAUGGGAGGAGUGGCGGCAGCAGCAGCAGAGGGAUGAUGACGCGCGGCCGCCGGAAGGGCGGGAGGAGCGUCGCUGCGGCGUCUGUCGCGACGGCUGAGAGCUUCGAGCUGUACACGCCGGACAUGGAGAGAGCGGUCGUGCGCAAGUUUGACCGGCGGCUGGUUGUCUUUGUGGCGCUGCUGUAUAUGCUGAGCUUUUUGGACCGGUCGAACAUCGGCAACGCCCGCAUCGCCGGCAUGGACGAGGACCUGCAGACCACGCCCGCCUGGCCCUCGUGGUACGACUGGUCCCUGACGUCCUUCUACAUCGCCUACAUCGCCUUUGAGUGGAUGUCGCUGCUGUGGCGGCUCAUCCCGGCCCACAUCUACGUCUCCAUGAUCGUGCUGUCCUGGGGCAUCACCGCCUCCCUGCAGGCCAUCGCCUCGUCGUACCCCAUGCUCGUCGCCCUGCGGUUCCUCCUCGGCAUCGGCGAGGCCGGGUUCACGGGCAUCCCGUUCUACCUGUCCUUCUUCUUCAAGAGACACGAGCUGGCCCUUCGGACGGCCAUCUUCAUAUCAGCCGCGCCACUAGCCACGACCUUCGCCUCCUCCCUGGCCUGGCUCAUCAUCAAGCUCGGCCAGGACGGGCCCAUCGCCCCCUGGCGCCUGCUCUUCCUCGUCGAGGGCUUCCCCUCGGUCGUCGUCGCCGCCAUAGCGUGGAACGUCAUCCCGGACUCCCCAGAGACGGCGCGCUACCUGACCAAGGAGGAGCGCAGGGUCGCCCGCCUGCGCAUGCGCCACGAGAAGCCCCCUUCCUCAUCCGCUGCCGCCUCCAAAAGGACCAGCAAGUCGUCCGGCGGCGGCAGCCGCCGCCGCCCGACCGCCGGGGCCGCGCUCCGCGACGCCCUCGCCGUCCUCGCCGACCCGGUGGCCUGGCUCACGGCCGCCAUGUUCUUCCUGACCAACAUGGCCUACGCCUCGCUGCCCGUCUUCCUGCCCACCAUCCUCACGCAGAUGGGCCACUCGGCCCUCACGGCCCAGGCCAUGGCCGCGCCCCCGUACCUGUCGGCCUUCCUCAUCGUCCUCGCCACGGCCCACGCCUCGGACCGCAUCCGGUCCCGGUCCCCGCUCGUCGCCGCCCACGCCCUCGCCUCGGCGGCGGGGUACGCCCUGCUCGCCUUCCUCCCCCCCUCGGCGGGCGGCGCGUACGACAUGGCGCGCUACCUGGCCGUGUACCCGGCCGCCGUGGGCUUCUUCAACGUCGUCGUCCUGCUCAUCGCCUGGACCAUCAACAACCAGGCCGGCGAGGGCCGCCGCGGCGGCGCCUUCGCCCUCUUCCAGCUCGUGGGCCAGUGCGGGCCCCUCGUCGGCACGAGGCUGUACCCGCUGUCCGAGGGGCCCCUGUACCUGCGCGGCAUGCGCGUCAUGGCGGGCGCCAUGCUGGGCGUCGCGCUGCUCGCCGGCGCGCUGCGGCUCUACCUCGUCCGGCUGAACGGGAAGCUCGACGACGCCGCGGCCGGGGGGUCGGGCAGCGGGCGCCCCGGCGAAGUGGGCGAGGCGGAGGAGGAGGAAGGGCUGGUGGGGAGGGGGAGGAAGAGGAGACGAGGAGAGGAGGAGGCGUUUCGGUACAUGCUCUGA